This is a messenger RNA of Salvelinus namaycush (lake trout), 2131 nucleotides long. RefSeq names its product fibrinogen beta chain-like. NCBI's taxonomy places the organism in Eukaryota, Metazoa, Chordata, Actinopteri, Salmoniformes, Salmonidae. Gene Ontology annotation, cellular component: fibrinogen complex. Gene Ontology annotation, biological process: protein polymerization; platelet activation; blood coagulation. Gene Ontology annotation, molecular function: signaling receptor binding. The transcript has 10 exons. The record is from RefSeq and is a predicted model, not a curated record. The coding region runs from base 63 to 1508 and encodes 481 amino acids.
UCCACUGAAAUCUGUUGAUUUUCAAAGGCAGAAACUUUAUUGAGACACCAUCUAACGUGAAUAUGAAGUGGCUACUGCUACUCUGCCUGUGUGUCUAUGCUGUCCGUUGUCAAGACGACUACGACGAAUAUGACACGCCCAAAACAGUGGUGGACCCUCGUGGCCACCGACCCUUGUCCAAGGGGCGUGAGACCUACACCCCCGCCCGCAACAACCCUGUUCCCAUCAGCGGUGGUGGCCGUUACCGGGGGCGACCCACGGAGGCUCCCGCCAGAGGCACAGAGCAGGAGAAGGAGGAGCAACCAGAGGCUGGGGGAUGCACACAUGCCUCUGAAGAGAUGGGGGUGCUGUGUCCUACAGGCUGUGAGCUGAAGACGGCCAUACUGAAACAAGAGAGGAACGUAAAAGAGGAAGUCAGGAGGAUGCAGAAGGACGUGGACGACCUGUCCAGGUCCUCUAACACCAUCUAUAACUACGUAGACGGAAUGUCCUCCGCGCUGAGAGAGAGACAACUGGUCAGCAAUGAGAAUGGUGACCUGGUGAGUCAGUACACAGAUGACUUGGAGACGCAGCAUGUCUAUGCAAAGGAGGCUAUAGACACCGUGUUCCCGUCUAACAUCAGGAUACUGCAAGGAGUCCUGGAGAAGAUCCGCAUGAAGAUCCAGAGAGUGGAGAAGGCCAUCCUGGCCCAGAGAGACGGAUGCAGGGAGCAGUGCACCGUCUCCUGCCCCAUACCUGUUGUCUCUGGUAAGGAGUGUGAGGACAUCUUCAGGAAAGGCGGAAGGGAUUCUGGGAUGUAUUUGAUCCAGCCUGACUCCUUCUACCAGCCCUACAAGGUCUACUGUGACCAGACCACUCAGAAUGGAGGCUGGACCACUAUUCAGAACAGGAUGGACGGGUCUGUAGACUUCGGCCGGCGUUGGGACAACUACCGCAGCGGUUUUGGGAAUAUCGCCUUCGACGUCGGGAAGGGACACUGCAAUACUCCAGGGGAGUACUGGCUGGGUAACGAACGCAUCAGUCAGCUGACCAAGCAGGGUCCCACUGAGGUCCUCAUGGAGAUGGAGGAUUGGUCCGGCAACAAGGUCCACGCCCAGUACAAACAGUUUACUAUACAGAGCGAGGCGUCCAAAUAUGUGAUGGCGAUCAACGGGUACUCUGGUACGGCCGGUAACGUGAUGCUGGAGGGAGCUACAUCGCUGUCUGGAGAGAACCGGACCAUGACCAUCCACAACGGAAUGAUGUUCAGCACCUACGACAGAGACAACGAUAACUGGACUCCAGGUGACCCGUCCAAGCAGUGCUCGCGUGAGGACGGCGGUGGCUGGUGGUACAACAGGUGUCACUCAGCCAAUCCCAACGGCCGUUACUACUGGGGCGGGGCUUACACCCGGUACAUGGCAAAACACGGGACGGAUGACGGCAUGGUGUGGAUGAACUGGAAGGGAUCCUGGUACUCUCUCAAAGCCAUCUGCAUGAAGAUCAGGCCCUACUUCGCCUCGCGGUAGACACACCGACACACACACAGACGCACACAGACACACACACAGACACACACACAGACACACACACAGACACACACACAGGGACUGAGCGGCGCCCUACCGACUGAGCGACGCCCUACCGACUGAGCGGCGCCCUACCGACUGAGCGGCGCCCUACCGACUGAGCGGCGCCCUACCGACUGAGCGGCGCCCUACCGACUGAGCGACGCCCUACCGACUGAGCGGCGCCCUACCGACUGAGCGGCGCCCUACCGACUGAGCGGCGCCCUACCGACUGAGCGACGCCCUACCGACUGAUCGGCGCCCUACCGACUGAGCGACGUCCUACCGACUGAGCGACGUCCUACCGACUGAGCGGCGCCCUACCGACUGAGCGGCGCCCUACCGACUGAGCAACACGGGAACAGCAUGUGUUGUUCUUCUGUGUGAUGUUUGUGUGUGUGUGUGUGUGUGUGUGUGUGUGUGUGUGUGUGUAUGUGACUGUGUGUGUUUGGCUUUGGGACAAGUAUAUGUAGAAGUAUAUAUAUAUAUAUAUAUAUAUAUAUAUAUGUAUAAAAAGUAUACAAGUCGAUAUUAGCAGAGGACUGUCCCUUCCUAUACUCAAUAAAAACAAAUUGAGGAACCUA